CACUCUCUUUCUCGCGAUCUAAAUAUUUCCGCUCCGACGGACCCCAGGCCGAGCGAGCCACCCACCCGCCCUCGCGACCAUGGACAUGCGGGCCCUCAACUUGAAGGCCGCCGGGCCCUCCUUCCUCGCGCCGCGGCGCCACCCGCCGGCGACCUGGGCUCCCCUCCCCGCCGGGGAGAUCGGGAGGAGGCGGCAGCCGGCGCGGUUGACCAAGCUGGCGGUGAGCGCGUCGGGGAAGAAGAGCAGGAACGGCCGCGACGGGGACGACCCCAAGAGCAAGCCCUCCCCUUCCGGAAAAGGUGAUGCAUCUACUCCCAUUGGAGAUGAUGAUGCCGAUGCAGUAAGCCAAAAUCAUGGCGAACUGAAACCCAGUGACACGAUGUAUGUACCAAGCAACCUGUCAUAUUGGCGAGAUGUGAGAGCAAGCUUUGUGAUUCCAAAGUCGGUAAGUCCAAUCCUUUUGGACUAGUUAUUCCAAAUGUCG
This is a messenger RNA of Triticum urartu, 484 nucleotides long. The record is from RefSeq and is a predicted model, not a curated record. Lineage: Eukaryota; Viridiplantae; Streptophyta; Magnoliopsida; Poales; Poaceae.